AUGGCUCCGCAACAGGGCGAUCGCCCGUUCAAGAUCAUGGUUAUCAAUCCGAACGUAUCUACAGAGAUGACAGACGCCUUGAAGCCUAUCAUGGAAAGCCUCAACUUCAAUGAUGUGGAGUGGCACUUCUAUACCUCUCCGAGAGAGGUUCACAAAUACGACCCUGCCCACCCAGAAUCUCCCAUCGACAGCAUCAACAGCUCCGUGGACUCGGCCAAGACCGCACUAGUCUGUCGAGAUACUACCCAAUACAUCCCGGACUUUGACGCAUUCCUCGUCGCCUGCUACUCUGCCCACCCUCUCGUAGGGAUCUUGCGCAGGGCAAUCGCAGAGUAUGAGUCGAAACACACCAACCAACGCCACCGUUACGUGACUGGAAUUUUUGAAUCCAGCGUCACAACAUCCCUCUCCUUGAUCAGCGCAUUCAAUCUUACUUCCGUUAUGUACGCCCGUGACCAGGUGGAAGACUCCUUUGGCAUCGUCACCACUGGCAGUGGAUGGAAGCAAGAACUCACCAACGCCGUUACUGAGAUGCUGGUUGGCAAGGACAAAGAAACCCCUGCUUGCUUCGCAGGAGUCGAGACAACCGGUCUUUCUGCCCUCGAGCUGCACCAUACUGAUCCUGAGGAGGUCAGACGUCGAAUCUCAGAGGCCACCACCAGACUGCUGAAGAACUCGUCUACAUUUGUCGGAGCAGUCUGUCUGGGCUGUGCCGGCAUGGUUGGCAUGGAGCAAGCUGUGAGAGAAGGUUGCAUCGCAGCCUACGGAGAGAACGAUGGCCUUCGAGUCCGGAUUAUCGAUGGUGUCAUCCUCAGAGCCCAAAAGUUCCCCGCGUCAACGCGAUACGCGUGGACUUCCAAUCCCCUCAACGGCGCAAACUUGACCACGAUGCCUAGGGAAAUCAUCACGAUCCAAGCCGGCCAAUGCGGCAACAACGUCGGUAGUCAGUUCUGGCAACAGCUGUGCCUGGAGCAUGGUAUCAGCCAAGAUGGAAACCUGGAGGAGUUCGCGACCGAGGGCGGCGAUCGCAAGGAUGUGUUCUUCUACCAAAGUGACGACACCCGAUACAUUCCCCGCGCGAUCCUACUCGACUUGGAACCAAGAGUUCUCCACGCCAUUCAAUCCGGUCCAUAUCGCAACAUCUACAACCCCGAGAACUUCUUUAUCGGACAAAAUGGUGUCGGUGCUGGAAACAACUGGGGUGCUGGAUACGCAGCUGGAGAAGGGGUCCAAGAAGAGAUCUUUGACAUGAUCGACCGAGAAGCAGAUGGUAGUGAUUCACUGGAGGGCUUCAUGCUAUUACACUCCAUUGCCGGUGGUACAGGCUCCGGCCUGGGAAGUUAUCUCUUGGAGCGAAUGAAUGACCGCUUCCCUAAGAAGCUGAUCCAGACAUACUCCGUCUUCCCGGAUAUGCAAACAACAGACGUCGUCGUCAAUCCUUACAACAGUCUGCUUUCCAUGCGACGAUUGACACAAGAUGCGGACUCUGUGGUUGUAUUGGAUAACGGCGCGCUCUCGCGCAUUGUCGCCGAUCGCCUCCACUUGAGACCUGACUCUUUCGAUGAUAAGACCAACUUUGACCAGACUAACCAGCUCGUAUCAACGGUGAUGUCGGCAUCCACGGCUACACUCCGCUACCCAGGCUACAUGCACAACGACCUUGCCGGAAUCAUUGCCUCGCUCAUCCCCACGCCACGAUGCCACUUCUUGCUCACCUCUUACACUCCUUUCACCGGCGACAGCAUCGAAAAAGCCAAGACAGUACGCAAAACCACCGUGCUAGACGUGAUGCGCCGUCUCCUCCAGCCGAAGAACCGCAUGGUCUCCAUGACCCCCAGUAAAUCCAGCUGCUACAUUAGUAUCCUGAACAUGAUCCAAGGUGAAGCCGAUCCUACCGACGUGCACAAAUCACUACUGCGUAUCCGUGAGCGCCGACUCGCCUCUUUCAUUCCCUGGGGCCCAGCCAGUAUCCAGGUUGCCUUGACGAAGAAAUCGCCGUACCUGCAGCAUUCGCAUCGGGUCAGCGGUCUCAUGUUGGCUAACCAUACCUCCGUGGCCACCUUGUUCAAGCGGGUCAUCCAACAAUACGAUCGGCUACGCAAGCGCAAUGCCUUCUUGGAGCCGUACAAGAAGGAGGCACCAUUCGCCGAUGGAUUGGGCGAGUUCGACGAAGCAAGGGCGGUAGUAAUGGAUCUUGUGGCGGAGUAUGAGGCUGCCGAGCGCGAGGACUACCUAGAUCCAGGCGCGGGAGCGGAGAAGGAGCUCGGGGUUUGA
Messenger RNA from Penicillium cataractarum, 2274 nucleotides. RefSeq lists its product as uncharacterized. Bases 1 to 2274 code for a protein of 757 amino acids. The record is from RefSeq and is a predicted model, not a curated record. NCBI's taxonomy places the organism in Eukaryota, Fungi, Ascomycota, Eurotiomycetes, Eurotiales, Aspergillaceae. Gene Ontology annotation, cellular component: microtubule; spindle; centrosome. Gene Ontology annotation, molecular function: structural constituent of cytoskeleton; GTP binding. Gene Ontology annotation, biological process: cytoplasmic microtubule organization; microtubule nucleation; meiotic spindle organization. The transcript is spliced from 9 exons.